UAUAUAAUAAACCCAAAUCUAAAUACACUUGCUUAUUCACACACCUUUUUCACGCUCCCUGGCUUCUUUAUGCUCCGCUGCCCUUCUUUCUCACUCUCCUCUCUCCCAAAUGCUAAAUUGAAUCAAAGUUUGCAACUUGGUAGAGACACACAUACUUGAAGAAUGAGGGGUCCUUUGGGUGCAGUCAUAGGUAGGUUCCCAUCAAGUGACGGAGUUACCCAAAUGGGUGGAAUCAUAAGACACAACAGGAAAUGCAGGGACAUCACUGUUCUUGUGAUCUUCAUAGCUUUUUCAGUAGCAAUGGUUGUCAACUCCAGCUUUGCUUUCAACCAAGGAAACCCACUAAGGCUUACUUAUGGACUGGACUACAAAGGGAAUUUGUGCGGGGACAAGCAUGCCCACCCUGUCCUCAGUGAAUUGGAGCUCAGAUAUUGGCAAAAUCCUAAUCAGGUUUAUGAGAGUGGACUGAAGGAUAGCAAAUUCAAACUGGGGGAUGCCCGCAGUAUAUGCUUGUCUGAGUGCCCUAUACCUUCCGAAGAUUCCCUUAGUUGGGUGUGUGAUUAUCCAGAAGGAGAUAUUCGUCUUUCUAUGACGGAUUGGGCUAAUAGGAACUAUGAUUAUUUCGAGUUCCUUACACCCGAAAUGAGAAAUUCCUCUCUUCAACUUCAGGGUCCAUGUUAUCCUGUCAUAUUCCCUAGUGUAAAUGUUUACUGGAGUUGCCAAUUUAUUGCUCGAGCAUCAAACACGUCUUUGAAGCAUUGGCAACAGAUGGGCGGUGUUAAAAUCAAUGAAGACAUUGUUAUUGAUAAAUCUAUUCACAAGUCUAUUAAUUCUCGAUCUGCUGUUUUAAAGGUUAACAUUUUUCUGCUUCUACUUUUUUGUUUAUUUAUUGGUAGCGAUUAUGAUUUGUUCAUAGGAAGUAUAACCACUCAAAAUCCGUGUUCUAUCUGUGUAGAUAUUAUAUUAUUGGCAUUUCUCCAUUCUAUUUCAAAUGACAGCCGCUUUAUGUAGUUCAUAAACUACAAU
This is a messenger RNA of Vigna umbellata (rice bean), 1026 nucleotides long. The record is from RefSeq and is a predicted model, not a curated record. NCBI's taxonomy places the organism in Eukaryota, Viridiplantae, Streptophyta, Magnoliopsida, Fabales, Fabaceae.